Colletotrichum truncatum is the source of this 735-nucleotide messenger RNA. RefSeq lists its product as uncharacterized. The record is from RefSeq and is a predicted model, not a curated record. Gene Ontology annotation, cellular component: nucleus. Lineage: Eukaryota; Fungi; Ascomycota; Sordariomycetes; Glomerellales; Glomerellaceae. Gene Ontology annotation, biological process: regulation of DNA-templated transcription; DNA alkylation repair.
AUGCCUCCUCGACCAACCCCCAGAUCGGCUCCCACGCACUUCCUGUGUAUCCCUCUUGUAACCCCUUCCUCACGAUCUCAGCUAUCUAAGAGCCUGGCCUCCUUCAGAGCGGAUGUCACCAGCCCAGAAAGCUUCGCCAUUCCGCCGGACGCUGUCCGGCCCCUGGGCACCCUCCACCUGACUCUCGGAGUGAUGAGCUUCCCCAACAAUGAAGGUGUUGAAAAGGCGAUCGAGGUCCUGAAGAGCCUCAAACCACGCGAGAUACUAUCGGGCAUCAAGCCUCUAUCAACUCUUACCCCCUUGGCGGGCGCCGUACAACCGUCAACAACCCUUGAACCCAAGCCAUUGUCCAUCACCCUUCGCGGUCUGCACUCUAUACAACCAGCCCCCAAAGCAACGGUCCUCUACGCACCGCCGAUCGAUCCGGAGGGUAUCUUUCGCGCCUUUUGCGAGAAGCUGAGGGCCGUAUUCCAGGAGGCUGAGGUCAUAGAGAAGGAGGAUCGGCCGUUGUUGUUGCAUGCUACCAUCAUCAACACUAUCUAUGUUAAGGGCGGAAGAGGGAAAAGAGGGACGAAGAUGACUAUCGAUGCGAGGGACAUACUCGACCGCUAUGAUGAUCAUGUAUGGGUGGAAGACAUGCCAGUGGAGAAGAUUGCAAUCUGUCGGAUGGGGGCGAAGCAAAUUGAGGGUGUGGAUGAUCAAGAAUACGAAGUCGAGGCUGAGAUUGCUUUCUGA